Molecule: messenger RNA, 963 nt
Organism: Cuculus canorus (common cuckoo)
Lineage: Eukaryota; Metazoa; Chordata; Aves; Cuculiformes; Cuculidae
Product: olfactory receptor 8I2
Exons: 1
Coding region: 1-963 (320 amino acids)
Biological process (GO): G protein-coupled receptor signaling pathway
Cellular component (GO): membrane
Molecular function (GO): G protein-coupled receptor activity; olfactory receptor activity
Source: RefSeq, a predicted model, not a curated record
AUGGAUGGAGACAACCGGACUAUUUUGUCUGGCUUCAUUCUAUUGGGCUUCUCUGAUGUGCCAGAGCUACGAACUGCCAUCUUCACCAUUUCCUUAUGCCUCUAUGUUUUAAUGGCGCUGGGGAACCUGGUGAUGAUCCUGCUCAUCAACACCGACCCCCGGCUCCAGAGCCCCAUGUAUUUCUUCUUGACCCACUUGUCUUUCAUAGAUUUCUGUCUCUCCUCUGCUAUCAUCCCAAAGGCAUUGGAGACGUUCCUGCUGGGGAGGAGCCACAUCUCUCUUUUGGGUUGCUUUACCCAGAUGUACUUUUUCCUUGCCCUGGUCAUCUCUGAGUGCUUUCUCUUGGGGGUGAUGGCUUAUGACCGAUACGUGGCUGUGUGCAAGCCGCUGCUUUACACCACCAUCAUGUCCAGGACGCAUUGCUAUGGCUUAAUGGUGCUGGUGUACACCACAAGCUUUCUCUCCUCCCUGGUGCACACCGUCCUUGCAGGGAGGUUGUCCUUCUGCCAAGACAGGAGUAUCAACCACUUCUUCUGCCAGCUGCCCACCCUUCUGCAGCUCUCCUGCUCCAAUGCCCAUGCAAAUGAGAUCCUGCAGGUUUCUGAUGCUCUUCUCAUUGAUGGAGGCUCUUUCCUGAUGAUCCUCAUUUCCUACACAUACAUCCUUCACACCAUCCUGAAGACCCCUUUGGCCAGGAGCAGGCUUAAAGCUUUCUCCACCUGUACCUCCCACCUGGCUGUCAUCACCAUCUUCUACGUACCAGGGAUGCUCAGCUACCUCCAGCCUCGCCAGGCGUGCUCGCGGGAUCAGACAAAGCUGGUUUCAGCGUGUUACGCCCUCCUGACCCCUACUCUCAACCCCCUCAUCUACAGCCUGAGGAACACAGAAGUGAAGGGGGCCAUGAGGAGGCUGUGGGUGCGAAAGCUGGUGCCGCGACUCUCCAGGCUGCGAAAAUGCAGUUGA